This is a messenger RNA of Mangifera indica (mango), 933 nucleotides long. Its product is annotated as probable histone H2A variant 3. Gene Ontology annotation, cellular component: nucleosome. The record is from RefSeq and is a predicted model, not a curated record. The transcript is spliced from 2 exons. Gene Ontology annotation, molecular function: structural constituent of chromatin; protein heterodimerization activity; DNA binding. Lineage: Eukaryota; Viridiplantae; Streptophyta; Magnoliopsida; Sapindales; Anacardiaceae. The coding region runs from base 273 to 677 and encodes 134 amino acids.
GGUGAACUUCGUUUAUUGAGAUGAGAAACAUGUGGGAUGAUCUUGUACAUGUACAAGAAUCCAAGGGCUUUAAGGUUACAAGAUAUAAGUAGAAGGGUUAAAGAAAUUUUAAAAAAUAAAAGCUGAAUAAACAUGUGAUGUAAGUAUGUAAUUGUAAUCUCUCGAGGGCUUCUGUUCGGUUGAAUUUCAAUCAUCCGUUGUGUUGUGUGUUGAGUGCCUUUCUCCUUCUCGUUGCGUCGGAAUCUGCAAUUCUCAUAAAUUUGGCGGGAAAGAUGUCGGGAAAAGGGGCAAAAGGCUUGAUUAUGGGAAAGGCCUCUGCCGGCAACAAAGACAAGGACAAGAAGAAACCAAUCUCUCGCUCCUCCCGAGCCGGCCUUCAGUUCCCUGUGGGUCGGAUACACCGCCUUUUGAAGUCAAGGACUAAUGCACAUGGGAGAGUUGGAGCUACUGCUGCUGUGUAUUCAGCUGCUAUUUUAGAGUAUUUAACUGCAGAGGUGUUGGAGUUGGCUGGAAAUGCAAGCAAAGAUCUCAAGGUGAAACGCAUAACUCCCAGGCAUUUGCAGCUUGCAAUCCGUGGUGAUGAGGAACUUGACACCUUGAUUAAAGGGACCAUUGCUGGUGGGGGUGUCAUCCCUCACAUCCAUAAAUCACUCAUCAACAAGUCAACCAAGGAGUAGUUUCAAGUGGAUUAUGGCUGCCUAUAUUUGUCAGACUCAACUCAAAAUAUGGGAACCAAUUUCUCAUCCUCUGAUUAAAUUAAUGGAUUUGCACUCCACAGCUAUUAAGCGGGGUUAUACAUUUAUCUGUUUUUUCCUUAUGCUUGAUCUUUGGUUGCUGAACCUGGUAUGUUGGUUAUGACAUGUUGUGGAUAGUGACAUUCUCUAACAAGUUUAAUCUUUCUGUGGUAUUAAAAGGUUGCCAUGAAUAUUUGCA